AUGUUUACGCUUACGCGAGUUCCUAUCAUUGCUGUAAUCAUUGCAGUUAUUGAGAUCAGCAUAGGACUAGUGGGAAAUGGAUUCAUUGUAGUCAUUAAAGGCAUGGAUUGGAUGAAAAGCAGAAAACUAUCCUCAUGUGACAUGAUCUUGAGCUGCCUGGGCAUGUCCAGAAAUAUCAUGCAGGGGGCAGCUGUAGUGAGUCACUCUUAUUCGUUCUUCCGUACAGAGCCAGAACUGGAUAAUUUAUUUAUUACAUUCAGAAUCAUACAGAUGUUUGCAGGCAUUACCACUGGUUGGUUUGUCAGCCGCCUCAGUGUUUUCUACUGCUUGAAGAUCGCUAGUUUUACCCAACGCCUUUUCCUUCAAAUGAAGCAGAGGAUCUCUGGAAUGGUUCCACAGCUGCUCCUGGGGUCACUGCUGCUCGCCUUGCUCACCUGCAUCCCUUCAAUGUGGGGUUUCUUCCCUUUUAUCAUAUUUUUGGCAUCAUCCAUCCUGUUAAUCAUCUCUCCGUGGAGGCACACUAGGCACAUGCAACAUAAUGCAGCCAGCUUCCAGGACCCUAGUACAGAGGCUCACGUAAAUGCCAUUAAAAUUCUGUUCUCUUGCCUCAUGCUUUAUGUGUGCAGUUUUGUAGCUGACACUCUGUCUGUUUCCUACCUGUCUGACUGA
Molecule: messenger RNA, 669 nt
Organism: Caretta caretta (loggerhead turtle)
Lineage: Eukaryota; Metazoa; Chordata; Testudines; Cheloniidae
Product: taste receptor type 2 member 40-like
Biological process (GO): sensory perception of taste; detection of chemical stimulus involved in sensory perception of bitter taste; G protein-coupled receptor signaling pathway
Cellular component (GO): membrane
Molecular function (GO): bitter taste receptor activity; G protein-coupled receptor activity
Source: RefSeq, a predicted model, not a curated record